GGCCCCUAAGCCAGAAUCAUCCUGUCUCUCUUAGCCCUCACCAGGAGUCCAGGAGGGCAUCAACCCUGCCCAGAUCUUGGCAACAUUUUAAAUUUCACUCAUCAGAGAAUACGCAAAUCAUAGUUUUCUCAAGCUUCUCAACAAUUCUCAAUAGGAGAGUAGGGUAUGAGCAAAUCAGACUAAAGAAAAAAAAUCUCCAGGAGAGGGGCGAACUACCAUGAACGCGCAGCUGCCACGGCGCACGCAUGCGCAGUAGGAAGCAGCUGCUCGGGAGGAAGUGGGAGGCCGGAAGGCCCGCCCCUCUCUCGGUUUGGCGGUCCUCUCUGCUCUUCCCCACUCCGCUCCCUUAGAGCCCGGAUUCGGCCGCGCGCUCUCGGUCCGGCGUUUUUCGCGGCUCCCCCUUGCGCCUGCGUGAUCCUGUCCUGCCCCACGCGCGGGCUCGCGCUCGGGCUCCCGCCCGGCCUCAGGCCCGCGACCCCCGGCCCUUCCCUUCGCGGUCCCGGCCGCCGCGCGUGGCGCCAGCACCAUGCUCUUCUAUUCCUUUUUCAAAUCCCUUGUGGGCAAGGAUGUGGUCGUGGAACUCAAGAAUGACCUGAGCAUCUGUGGAACCCUCCACUCUGUGGACCAGUACCUCAAUAUCAAACUAACCGACAUCAGUGUCACAGACCCUGAGAAGUACCCUCACAUGCUCUCAGUCAAGAACUGCUUCAUCAGGGGCUCAGUGGUCCGCUAUGUGCAGCUGCCGGCCGACGAGGUGGACACACAGCUGCUGCAGGACGCCGCAAGGAAGGAAGCCCUUCAGCAGAAGCAGUGAUGCCCCCGCUUCGGUGACCCAUAACUUGAUGUCCAGCUGAGGACAGGGACACCCUGCCCAGUGCUUCCGGUGUCUUUUGUUUUGUUAAUGUUUUUUUUUCUUUUUAAUUGAAUGGAUGAAAGGGAUGAUAGUGGGAACAACUAUCCUCUUGAGAAGGGAGGGUGAGAAAGCUGGGGACUGUAAACCUUUCCUGGUCCCCACCUUACUCUCCCUUUCCCUGGAGAUGGUGGGAGCUUCCUAGGUCUUUCCAGGGCAACACGUGAAUGGAAAGAAUCUGUCCCGCAUCGGGAAUAAAAUUUAUGAUCAGACA
Molecule: messenger RNA, 1124 nt
Organism: Peromyscus californicus insignis
Lineage: Eukaryota; Metazoa; Chordata; Mammalia; Rodentia; Cricetidae
Gene: Lsm2
Product: LSM2 homolog, U6 small nuclear RNA and mRNA degradation associated
Exons: 5
Coding region: 527-814 (95 amino acids)
Biological process (GO): mRNA splicing, via spliceosome
Cellular component (GO): U4/U6 x U5 tri-snRNP complex; precatalytic spliceosome; catalytic step 2 spliceosome
Molecular function (GO): RNA binding
Source: RefSeq, a predicted model, not a curated record